AUGUCUUCCAAUGAAGCUGUAAAGAGAGCUUUAAAAGAUGAAAAAAUUAUCACUGAUCCUGCAGUUAAACAUCGAAGACCUAUUGGAUUUGAUGAAUCUCGAUUAACCUAUAAAAAUUCU
Molecule: messenger RNA, 120 nt
Organism: Ambispora gerdemannii
Lineage: Eukaryota; Fungi; Glomeromycota; Glomeromycetes; Archaeosporales; Ambisporaceae
Source: the annotation of a GenBank genome assembly